Messenger RNA from Episyrphus balteatus (marmalade hoverfly), 2752 nucleotides. RefSeq names its product probable ATP-dependent RNA helicase CG8611. The transcript has 7 exons. The coding region runs from base 125 to 2623 and encodes 832 amino acids. The record is from RefSeq and is a predicted model, not a curated record. Lineage: Eukaryota; Metazoa; Arthropoda; Insecta; Diptera; Syrphidae. Gene Ontology annotation, cellular component: nucleus. Gene Ontology annotation, biological process: ribosome biogenesis. Gene Ontology annotation, molecular function: nucleic acid binding; ATP binding.
CUCCCGCUGUCAGUUACACGUGCGAUAAAACGUCAAAACAAAAAUUUAUUUUUUUAUUGAAAGUACGAAAUUUAUUUAAAAGAAGAAAAAUCUUAACUUUAUUAACUAAUUACACCGAUUAAAUAUGGAUAUUCAACUAAAUAUUAAUAACAAUGUUGUAGCAGAUCGCAGUAAAAUAAAGAAAACCCUGCUUGUAAAAAAACCCAAAAUAAUCGCCAAGAAAUCUUCCAAAAACCAUGCUCCAGCAGGGUUUUCAUUUGAUUCACAACCUUCCAAAGUUAAAGCAAUUGUUGCUCGACGUCGUCCACAAAAGACUAAUGAACCAACAAAAUCGAGUCCGCUAGAAACUCCUCCCAGGCGGCCCAUGGUAUUAAGACCACCUGAUACCACCGCCGAGGAUAAACAACAUACACAAGGUGAACUUAUGUUGAAUAUAGUUUCAGGUGUUCCAAAACCAAAACCACAACAAAAUAAAUCGAAAUCAUCUCGUUUCGACCGAAAGAGCAAAAAAGAGAAUUACAAAAAGGACAACCACAAAAAUGACAACAAUAAAAUCAAUCCAUUCACUAAGAGAGUUCUGUCCAACAAAGAAAUCGAUGAUGGAAUUCGUAAAUUCUCUCAAAAUCCUAACAAAAGACAAACUAAUGAUAAUAAAGAUGAUGAUAAAUCACAGCAAAAUGGCAACUCAAAGCCAGUUAAGAAGGUUUUCCGACCAAGCGAUCGGGCAGUGAGUAAAAUCAAACUUUUUACUAAUAAUCCCGAGACAAAAGUUCUUGGUCAGAGACUUGUUAAACCUCUAACUGAGAAAAUCUUCACUGGCACACCAGUGUCAUCGAUUGACCUUCAUCCACAUUGUAUCAAAAAUUUGGCUGACAUUCUCAACAUCACAGAGUUGACGACAGUCCAACAGAAAACCAUACCCGAAGCUAUCAAAGGCAAGGAUGUCCUCGUGCGUUCUCAAACUGGGUCUGGUAAAACUCUUGCCUAUGCUUUGCCUGUAGUCCAAAAGUUGCAAGAGAUUCGCCCUAAAAUCACUAGAGACGAUGGAAUUCUAGCUGUGAUUAUUGUGCCAACCAGAGAAUUGGCAAUGCAAACUUAUGAACUGUUUGUAAAACUCCUUAAACCAUUCACUUGGAUUGUCCCAGGUAUUCUUAUAGGAGGCGAACGAAGAAAGGCCGAAAAGGCUCGUUUGCGUAAGGGAAUCAAUAUAUUAGUUGGAACACCCGGCCGUCUUGUCGACCAUUUGCUUCAUACUGAAUCUUUUAAACUGGACAAAUCCAAAUUCUUUGUCCUAGAUGAAGCUGAUAGGCUUCUUGAAAUGGGUUACGAACGCGAUGUGAAGCAAAUUGUUGAUGCUAUUGAUGAACAGAGACAGAAAGCUGCUGCUGAAGGUAAAAAACUUGAUAACCUUCAACGGAUGUUACUAUCAGCUACUCUUACAUCUGCUGUACAGAAAUUAGCUGGUCUAACAUUGAAAGAACCACUAUUUAUUGAUAAUAAGGAUGAAGAUCCUGCGACUACAGUUCAGAAAAUGAUUGGUGGAGAGAUGCCAGAUGUAGAUGAGGAGGGAGCUCUUGUGAUUCCGGAGAAUUUGCAAAUGAGUUUUGUUGUUGCUCCAACUAAAUUGAGAUUGGUUACAUUGUCUGGAUUGUUGGCCAAAGAGUUGCAAAAAAAGAAUUUUAAAGCGAUGGUGUUUAUGUCGACAAUGGAAAUGGUGAAUUUUCAUCAUGAUUUGAUGAAUGAACAGUUGACACAGAAAGUACUCGAUGAUGAAGAUGAACCUAAUGAAGAUGAAGAUGAUGGUGAUGAGCCGUUGCUGAAGGGAAUGCGAUUCUUUAAAUUGCAUGGUUCGAUGACACAAAAUGAAAGACAAGGAGUUUUUAAUGCUUUUAGAGAUGCUAAGGCUGGUGUACUUUUAGCAACGGAUGUUGCUGGUCGUGGAUUAGAUGUUCCUGAAGUGAACCUUGUCAUUCAAUACUCUCCACCUCAAAAAGUAUCAGAUUUUGUUCAUCGAGUUGGACGAACUGCUCGCGCUGGCAAAAGCGGUCGAGCCAUUCUUUUCCUAACACCAAGUGAAACAAAUUUUAUUCGAUUUUUAGAAGACAAAAGGAUAAGAAUUUCACAAGUUGACAUGGAUGUUUAUUUAAAUGCUCUAGUUGAAGCUGAUUCAGAAGCGAGGAAUAUUCAAGAAGCUGCUUCGAAUCUGCAGCAUAAAUUCCAAGAACUAUUAGCUGAUGAUAAAGAAAUGCAUGACAAAGCUUGUAAAGCAUUUGUAUCCUGGAUGAAGUUCUAUUCAACAUUUCCUAAACAACUUAAACCAAUUUUUAAUAUCAAAGUUGCCCAUAUGGGUCAUUUUGCCAAAAGUUUUGGCCUGAAGGAUGAACCAACAUCAUUUACAAAGAAACAUGCAACUCCAAAAGCACCACCACCAACAAAUAGAUUAACAUACACUGAAAGGAAUCCUGAAAAACUUAAAGAAGAAAAGAAAACUAGAAAACGAUUAUACGCAACAACUGUUACUGGACCAAUGCCAAAUAGACUAAAUAAAUUCGCUACGAAUUCAAGGACACUUACAACAUCUGAAUAUGGCAGUGGACUACCGGAAAUUAAAAGAAAAAAAUAGAAAACGAGGAAUUUAUUUGUUGUGAAAACUUUAUUGUUAAAUAUGUAAUUUUUAUGAAUUUAAUAUAUUUUACAUUAUUAAAAUGUAAUUUUAAAGUCAUAAGAAAUAUAACUAGAUACUGAAAACAAA